Molecule: messenger RNA, 4209 nt
Organism: Mycena citricolor
Lineage: Eukaryota; Fungi; Basidiomycota; Agaricomycetes; Agaricales; Mycenaceae
Source: the annotation of a GenBank genome assembly
AUGCAACAACCAAACCCCCGCGACACCCACCCUGACCCCGGUCGUGCCCUGCGUCGCCGCAAUUCCCGUGGCACCGUGAUGACAACCGGGGAGCUGGCAGCGCUGCCGACCCGAAUCGAGGAACGUCCUUCUACGCCAGAGCGGACUUACGCCCGCGUGGUCUCACCGGCCCUCAUCAUCUCCCCCAAGCCCGUCAAUGCGUCGUUGACCGUCGGCGGAGACAUAGCCAGUACCCCGUCCCAGGGGGAACGCCCAGCCCGUGAAAUCACGGAGAAACCACCCCUGUCUGUUCAGACAGGAGAAAUGUUUGGCAGUUUUCCCCCUUCAGUGGAGGAAAUGGAGGACGAAGACGGUCCUUGGACAUUGGCGACAGGAAAGACGGCGCGCACCCAUCGAGAGUCCGCCGAUAGUCGUAAAUCGAGCACUGUUGGUAGACUUAGUCCUGAAUUAGGCCACGUGCGCAAUGACUCAGAGGACAUUACCUCUAUUGUGGAUGAGGCUGCAGCGUCCAUGUCCCCAUCGACGCUCCGGCUCAUUGCAGAUCGCUAUGCUAAGCUGGCUAGCGCAGUGGAGCAGAGAACUCCGGGCCCGGAGUCAGAGCUCCACGCAGACACCACCCCUGAAUCUAUGAAAGAGUCAGCGUUGGAUGGUGAUGGAUCGGUAACCCAGGACGUCCGUCCCUACCGGCUAGGGGAAGCCGAGUAUUCAGACGGGUCUCAAAUCCCCGAGCCCCUGGCUCCAAGCUCUUCCCGACGGAAGGGCAAAGGCCCCGAUCCUGGAAAUUGGGGUGAGCUCGACAUCCAUGACAGUGAGAUGGAAUACCAGCAAGAUGCACUGGCAGCGUUCGAGUUAGCCCGUAUAAAUCAAUCAGAGCGUGAGCGCCUAGAUGUUGGCCCCGCCUCCAGAAGUGAGCAAGGACACGGUUACCGUGGAGAGAGCCCAAUCCACCGGGGACCGGUCGAGGCUCGACCGUGGGUUAAAGCCGAGGGCGUUUCGGCGGAAAAUAACCCUAACGACGUGUUCCUGCGCGAGUUCAACCGGAUGCGGGAGCGAUUGGCGGAGCUCGAAGAUCGAGAGCGUCAACGGGGGAUGGCCCAGAUAUCUGAGAAUCAGAAUCCACGAACCAACGCAGUGAAUCGACGCACCACCAUAGCCCGAUCAGGAGCUGGAAGGUCGGGGAUACCGGCGUCGGACGCUGAGAAGAAACGACCGGCUUCUUCGAAGGACGCUGCUGGGUUUGUAACUAGCGUGCUACGGGGGGUCAGCCUCCAGCCGUCGGACAACAGUGGAUCCAGCCCUGAGUCUUCGUCUGGUGAUUCCGAGUCGGAUAGCGACAGUGACAGCAGUCGGUCGUCCAGCGGCUCAGAGCCAGGGAGCGAGAGCUCAGGAUCAACCUCUGAGUCCGACGAUUCGAGCGCCAGCUCGGCGCGUCCUCGUAGGAAGAAGUCGUCUAAAAAGAAAAAGAUGACCAGGGGACCAAGGGGGAAGAUGUUGGUAAAGCCCAAUCCCCCAGCCCGUUAUGACGGGUCAGAGAACGCCGACCUGUACACGCAGUUCGUCGAUGAAGCGAAUAGAUAUUGCGAGCUGGGGAACGUACCUAGAGCGCAUCGCGUGCCCAUAAUCGGGUCCUUCCUGGACGGAGACGCCAAGGACUUUUAUAACCGCCGGAUACGGGGCCACGAGCACAAAUGGACCCUUAAGAAAAUGCUCCGGAGGUUGUUGAAGUAUUGCUUCUCCCUGGACUACCGACAGAAGCAGCGCAAGCGGCUGCAUCGUUGCCACCAGAACGGCAAGUCCGUAAAUAAGCACGUCCUGGAAUUGGAGAGUAUACUUCUCCAAAUCGGGCUGAAGAAAGACCGGGAGCGCAUUGCGUUACUCUGGAAUAGCUUCGACGCCGACAUCCAGGAAGAGCUCUUCCGGUUUGGACUUGAUCCUGAAAGGUCGAAGUGGAAGCGUGUGGUGAGGAAAGCGAUCCGAGCCGAGAGGUUUCUCAGCCUUGACAAGCGACGUAAGGGAAAGGCCCCAGCAACCGUCACGGCAAGCACCGGCCCAGCCCAGCCAGGGCCCAGUCGAGACGAAAGGAAAAAACGGUUCUUCCCACGGAGGCGAGGGGACGUAAUUAAGGCCGCUGCGGCCGCAGUGGUGCCACCUCGGGACAAUGGGCCGAGGCCCCCAUUUCGCUCUCCCCACACGAACGCCCCGGCAAGCUCCUCGAACAAGAGUCAAGAGAACUCGGUGGAUCGUCCUUGGGAACGUCGACUUUCGCCCCAGAAACGAGCAGAGCUGAUGUCCCGGGGAGUCUGCUUGAAUUGCGAGGAGAGUGGACACAUGGCCCGUAGCUGCCCGAAACUGACCACGAUGAGGUCCAGAAUCAAGGGUAAACCGCCGGGCUUUGGAGCGCAUGGCGUGAGCCUGCGGCUGGCCUCUCUAGGCGAAACCACGGAAGUUCUCGAGACCUUGAACGUGGCCAGCGUCUUCCCGCAUGUCUUCCGGGAUGACGGGGAAACACGGGAACAAUUCUCAGACGCGUCCGAGUCUGAUUCACACGGCUGGGAAGACGUCGACGAGAUCGAGGGGCUGGCUAGAGGGGUUUCGAGCGAAAGAUGGGACUGCCCAGAGGUGGAGGCGCUGACAAGAGGCGUCGAGGCGUUGUCCCUGGGACCAACCACGGCGGAGACGAAACCGAAGCUGGAAAUCCUCGACCACGCGAUUGAAGCGCUGGAGCACGAAUCGGAGGACCUGGAACUUACGGAGGACCUCGUGGGCGACUUAGUGGCGCGCUUCGCUGGCCUCGCGCUCCAAAGGUGCGCCCCGUUUCCUGGCGACGAUGGCUCUGAACCCACAGAGGGCCGUUUUCUGGUCUACCGGGUGCACGGGAGUGACCGACACUGCAUCCUGGACGCUGGUACCCCCUUAAGCAUCCUAGAGGGCGACGAUCUCGUUCCAUCCAUUUGGUUGGAGGACCCAAACUUCGAGAUAGGGUGGUACUGGGCCCAGAAGUGUUAUUUGGCACAGGGUAUCCACCCGGACGCGCCGGGCUUGUCGCUGCCGGAGCGUUAUUUCCGUACGUUGGGUGACUCGCUCCUCGCCAUGACUCUGAUCUUGCUACAUCAGUAUGAUUCGAUGAAUAACGAUGGAACCGCUUCGACGUUGGUGGCCGAGGAAGGGUCAGACACCACUCUGGCCGUUCGCCGGGCGAGUGAUAUUAAUCAUGUAUUACUUGAGCGAGACACCUUGAAAAACCACUCAUUCAAUCUGCGUGAAUGGCAUGAUCUAUAUUUUGGACGUAAGAGCCAGCCCUGUCUAAACUCAGCGCCAUCCAAUGACCUGAGCCUCAAUGGAGACGAGCUCCCGGCGCUAGUCGGUGACGGUGACUCAUCGGAUGACGAGAACAGCGACUCGGAUGAUCUGAUAAGAAGUGUGUGGGUGGACGCAGUGCUUGGGGCAGAUCUCGCCCUGGGCCCAAAUCCAUCCGACGGCACGAUUCGACCUCAUUCAGUUCCUCGAGGGGAAUGGGCAAGAGAGACACCCAGAGAUCGAAUUGAGCGCUGGGGCCGAGAGAGGAAUCGGGCAACACACCAGUCUAGUCCGAGAUCUCCUCGUGGCCGUCAGAUAGGCGACUUGCAGGCAGAAGGCGUCCGGAGCUUGCUGGAGUUUAGCCAGCCGUAUCCAGGUGACGAGAGAAUUGACCGGGACUCGACCGUUUGGAAUUAUAAGCGUUUCCGUGUGUACCCUUCAUGGUGUGAGGAUGAAUACACUGUGACAGACAAGGUCAACGGACUGACUGUGCAUAUGUCUAGACACUUACUUUCAGACGUUCGCUUCGAGGUGGCAGCAUGGUAUGCCGGCCAAGUGCGUGAGCGCUUGCGCAUAGGUGCGGAGGAGGAGGCCUCAAUUAGACCUAUCCACCAUGUGGCUAUUGACGACCUGCUUGGAACGCAGCUCGGUUUCUACAUGGAUGAGAUGGCGGUUACGCAUCCAGCCGAGUGCAGUAAAUACCGGAAUAUUGAGCCGUGCUAUUGGAGCGACGAGACGGAGGGCAAAACACUCCCCUUCAUGUACUCAAUCGAGGUGGAGACGCCUAACGGUCAAACUGGGCAGAUUGGCAUAUUCCGAGAGCAACUGCUUAACCCUAAACUGGACCUGAUCAAUUGGCUGGUCAGGGCGCAGGAGAGGCGCUCACUGCGCAAAACGCAGAAUCAGCCUUAA